Messenger RNA from Populus trichocarpa (black cottonwood), 1928 nucleotides. RefSeq names its product vacuolar iron transporter homolog 1-like. Gene Ontology annotation, molecular function: manganese ion transmembrane transporter activity; iron ion transmembrane transporter activity. Gene Ontology annotation, cellular component: membrane. The record is from RefSeq and is a predicted model, not a curated record. Bases 892 to 1755 code for a protein of 287 amino acids. Lineage: Eukaryota; Viridiplantae; Streptophyta; Magnoliopsida; Malpighiales; Salicaceae. Gene Ontology annotation, biological process: intracellular manganese ion homeostasis. The transcript has a single exon.
ACCAUACAAGGAGGGCUUGAUAUGAUUUAUAUGGGAAGCUAAUUACCCUGAUCGGUUCUCUUGAGAAAGUUCUUGUGAAAUGGCACCUGUUGCUUGAACUUGACAAAUAUGCUUGAGAUAGAGCUAAAUUGCCGAGCAUCAUUACCUUGAAUAUAAAAGAUUUGCCUUGCCUGUCACCUUUCACAUUGCUGAAAAGUGCUGUGAAUUGGAUUUAUUGGUUUUGCCUUGCCAUUCUCUCACAUUUUCUGAAUGUCUUGCACUUGCGUGGCAUGCAUCUAUGCUUCAACAGAUCCUAUCAAUGGAGGUUAGAAAGAUAAGAAAGCAUAAGCAAGUGAUACAUAUAACAAAAAGAAAAUACCUGAACAUGCAUAUGUUUACUUAUGAUAGGAUAAAGUAUAAGCAACCAGUAAAAUGGCUGCACAGGGGAGUAGGGGUCAAAUUGCAGUCCUUAAGAGAGAGAAAAAAAACCUGCAGUAAUCUUGGAAGCAAGUGACUUGGAAGGAUCUUGUAGAUGUAAACAAGGUCGAACCUGUCCACGACAACAAGGAAUCUAACAGGUGUAUGUUUAAGGAAGAUUUUCUCCGCAAAUAUUGAUAGUAGAAAAUGAUGUUCUUCUGAUCCAUAGCAUAAAAGAUGAAAUUGUCUUAGACUUCAACGUUCGUGUUGGUCCCAUAAGUAAUCUUUCACGGUACCACCUAAGUAUCUUCUUGUCUUUUUAUGAAGAAAUCCAUUUUUACUGGUGAAGUUCUCAGCUCGUCCGCAUCCAUGCCAUUUACUUAUACAUACCAGGAUAUAUUUAUAUACUCCACGUGCCUUUUGUGUGUCUCAACCUAGGCAGCCACACUCCUCCCUAACUUCUGUCCCUAAGCUAAAAGCCCAUCUCUCUUUAACAUGGCUUCACAUCAAAUAUCAGAAACUUGUGCUGAACAUAAGAUUUCAGUAGCCGAUGAAGAUGCUCAGAAAGUCCAGAGAUUGCGGCGAGCUCAAUGGCUCCGAGCAGCUAUUCUGGGAGCUAAUGAUGGUUUGCUUUCCACUACAUCACUAAUGCUCGGCGUAGGUGCAGCAAAGGAAGAUAGCCGGUCCAUGGUCUUGUCUGGACUGGCUGGAGCUCUUGCAGGUGCCUGUAGCAUGGCUGUUGGGGAGUUUGUUUCAGUCUCAACCCAGAGAGAUAUCGAAAGGGAAACUGUAAGCGAUUUCAGUUCAAAAAAUGAUGGAAAAGAUUCUCCUGGAAUCAGACUCGAUGUCACAGCAACGCUAGCAAGCAUGAAUGGAGAAGCGAAGCUAGAUGAUCUCCCUGGAAAUAUACAGUUUGCCAAGCUCAUCUCUGAGCCAACACAGAGAAGGUCACCAAGUAUGAUCCACGAGCCAAAGUUGCCUCCGGGUAUGUCUCCUGGAAGGUCUCCUGCAAUGAAAGUAAUUCAAGAAGAUGCGAAGAAAAGUGCUGAAAUAAUGCUGGAGGAUGACAGAGAAGAGGUGCUAACAAACCCCUACAAGGCUUCAAUUGCAUCAGGUUUAUCAUUUUUGAUAGGAUCUUGUGUGCCUUUGCUGUCUGCCGUGCUUGUUGCUCAAAAUGUUGUUAGUAUUGUGAUGAUUCCUGUGGUUGCAUCAGUAGCUCUGGCUUUUUUUGGAGGCCUGGGAGCUUAUCUUGGCGGUUCACCAGUUAGGAUAUCUGCAGUAAGAAUUCUACUUGGAGGUUGGAUUGCCAUGGCAAUUACUUACGGGUUGCUCAAGCCUUUCGAUAAGGAUCGUAGUUGAUGACCUGGAUUAUUUCCAUCAUUAUUGUAAGAGAAGCUGCUUGGAAAAACAGAAAAAAGGUUUUGGUUUUUCAUAUAAAGACAAAGCUUUCGAUUCUUGCUUGCUUCAUGCUAGAUGUUUGUAUUGUCUAAAGAUACUGGUAUGCUAAUAAUACAUAAAUGUUAGACCAUUAA